CGCGAGACAGAGGUACGCUGGGCGUGCGCCAUCAGAAGGGAGGGAGGAACUCCGGUUAAAUACCGGAGACAUCAAAGAGAGGCAGUCUCACAGUAUCACCCGCGAAACAUCAGUGUCCGACACACGGAGAAAACAUGGCAAACGCGUACCUGCAAGGAGUGGAGAUCUCAGCGUCUCAGUUCUUGGAUAUUUUCCAUCAUUAUGACAACGAUGGUAAUGGAUAUAUCGAAGGGAAGGAGUUGCAGAAUUUUAUCAAAGAACUUCAACAAGCUCGAAAACAAGCAGGACUGGAACUAACAGACAAAAUGAAGGCUUUUGUGGAGAAAUAUGAGCAAAAUGCUGAUGGCAAAAUAGGUAUCACUGAGCUGGUACAAAUACUACCAACAGAGGAAAACUUCUUGCUAUUUUUCAGACAACAGCUAAAGUCCUGUGCAGAAUUUAUGGAGGCUUGGAGAAAUUAUGAUGCUGAUCACAGUGGAUACAUUGAAGCUGAUGAACUUAAGAACUUUUUGAAAGACCUGCUUCUGAGGGCCAAAAAACCAUACGAUGAGAAGAAAUUAGAAGAAUACACAUUGACCACGCUGAAAAUUUUCGAUUCAAAUAAAGAUGGGAAAUUAUGUCUGUCAGAAAUGGCAAGGCUGUUACCUGACCAGGAGAACUUUCUUCUAAAAUUUCAGGGUGUUAAAAUGGCCAGAAAAGAGUUUGACAAGAUCUUUGAGUUAUAUGAUCAGGACAGGAACGGUUACAUGGAUGAAAAUGAGCUUGAUGCCCUCCUCAAAGACCUUUGCAAGAAAAACAUCAAGGUGCUAGAAGUCAACAAAAUCCCGACAUAUAAGAGUGCCAUCAUGGCCCUGUCUGACGGAGGGAAGCUCUACAGAACAGAGUUAGCACUGGUGUUGUGUGCAGAGGAGAUGUGAACCCCACCAUCCACAACACCCACCCCUUCGUUCUCACACCAUCCCUGAACCAUCCCUCUGCUCACCUGUGAAGUGUAAAUUAGCUAGAACCUUAUGCAUAUUUCUGUUCUUUCAUUUGGAACAUUAAUUCCAUAUAAACAAGCAACCAGUGACACAUACUUUAUGAUUCAUUGUUUCGAUACUGUUUCUAAGUUUACAGCCUUUUUUUUUUUUUUUUUAACAAUGAUGCAGUUACUAUACUUUCGACCUCCACCUUGUGCACUACAUACACUGACACAACAUCACUUUCAACAGAGGAAACCCAACACAUUACUGAAUCCCCAUCCAGAUUUCAAUAUCCAAAAUUUACUCUGCACCAAUAGUGAAUAAUCUCAAGAAGUAUGGUAUCAUCAACAAAACACAAUAAUGACCCCAAGGAAUGCUUAUAAAACAUGGCCUGUUGGUGGAAUCUAUAUAAAACUCCAAAAGGCUACAUUUAUGAAGACAGGCACCUGCUAGUGAGGCAUUUUUGACUCUAAGCACUUGCUGAUAUGCAUUUCCCCAGCCCUGUCUCUGAUGUCAGAUCAACUAUAUUAUUUUGCACUGUAAAGAAUGACAUGCUCCUCUAUGCUGAACACCACAGACACUGUGUAAGAAGAUAAUAAACUUAUUGAAUGACU
This is a messenger RNA of Myxocyprinus asiaticus (Chinese sucker), 1576 nucleotides long. RefSeq names its product calbindin 1 (gene calb1). The transcript is spliced from 11 exons. The record is from RefSeq and is a predicted model, not a curated record. Gene Ontology annotation, cellular component: synapse; nucleus; dendritic spine. Gene Ontology annotation, molecular function: calcium ion binding. NCBI's taxonomy places the organism in Eukaryota, Metazoa, Chordata, Actinopteri, Cypriniformes, Catostomidae. The coding region runs from base 135 to 917 and encodes 260 amino acids. Gene Ontology annotation, biological process: regulation of long-term synaptic potentiation; regulation of presynaptic cytosolic calcium ion concentration.